Molecule: messenger RNA, 2162 nt
Organism: Chelonia mydas (Green sea turtle)
Lineage: Eukaryota; Metazoa; Chordata; Testudines; Cheloniidae
Gene: DENND2D
Product: DENN domain containing 2D
Exons: 12
Coding region: 242-1651 (469 amino acids)
Cellular component (GO): cytosol; nucleoplasm
Source: RefSeq, a predicted model, not a curated record
GCAGCUCCUCACCCCCUAUCAGGGCUCCUCCAGGUGUGCAGAGCUCCCCCCUCUCCCCCCCAGGUGUGCAGAGCUCCCCCCUCUCCUCCCCAGGUGUGCAACGCUCCCUCCGCCCCCCGAAAGCGAAAGCGGCCGGGAGCGAAGGCGGAAGCGCGGUGCCCGCUCCGGGCUGCAGAGGGACGCGCCGGCCGGGCGCCGCGCUCAGGGUCGCCGCGGCUGCCGGGGAGCGAGCGGAGCCGGCAUGGCCGGGGCGGGGAUCGCCAGCUUCUUCCGAAACAGCGUGCGGCGCCGGCUGGCCCGGAGAGAUGUAAAUCAGGACGCAUCCCAGGACGAAAGCAAAUCCGAAUCUGCAAGGAGGCCGGGAGAUCGAAGCCCCUUCUGCUACUCACCAGGACAGUUCUUCUUUGAAUACCUUGUCGUGGUCUCACUAAAGAAGAAAUCAGGGGGUGAUUAUGAACCCAAGAUAAUCUACCAGUUCCCAAAGCGUGAGAACUUACUGCGGGGCCAGAAGGAGGAGGAAGAGAGGCUGCUGCAAGCCAUCCCCCUCUUCUGCUUCCCCGACGGCAAUCACUGGGCCCCACUCACGGAAUACACCAGUGAAACCUUUUCGUUUGUCCUGACCAACGUUGACGGCAGCAGAAAGAUUGGCUACUGCCGGCGGCUGCUGCCCGUUGGCCGGGGCCCUCGUUUCCCAGAGGUCUUCUGCAUCAUCAGCUGCCUUGGCUGCUUUGGCUUGUUCUCCAAGAUCCUCGAUGAAGUGGAGAAGAGGCGGCAGAUCUCCAUGGCCGUCAUUUACCCCUUCAUGCAGGGCCUCCGCGAAUCCCCCUUCCCGGCUCCGGGGAAAACGGUCACCAUUAAAAGCUUCAUCCCUGAUUCCGGAACGGAGCUCAUCGAACUCACGCGGCCCCUGGACUCCUGGCUGGAACACGUGGAGUUUCAGGCCCUUCUGCAGCAUCUCAGUCCGGAGAACAUCCUUUGGCUCUUCGCCUCUGCGGUUCUGGAGCGACGGAUUAUCUUCGUGGCAGAGGAGCUCAGCGUCCUGUCCCAGUGCAUCCAUGCCGUGGCAGCUCUUCUCUACCCCUUCUCCUGGGCGCACACCUACAUCCCCGUGGUUCCGGAAUGCCUGAUCGACACCGUCUGUUGCCCCACGCCCUUCAUGGUUGGAGUCCAGAAGCGCUGCCUAGAGCAGGUUCUCGAUCAGCCGAUGGAGGAGGUGCUGCUGGUUGACUUGUGCGAAGGGAAGUUCUUAAGAUCGGUUUGCGACGAAGGAGACAUCUUACCGGCCAAGCUGCAGACCGAGAUGCUGACUUCUUUAAAGACGCACAACAGCAACAACAACAUACAGACGUCUGAACAAGUGAACGCCCACGUCUCCAAAACCUUCAUGCAAUUCUUCGUUAAAACUGUUGGCCAUUAUACAUCGCACCUCAAGUGGAAUAAGAGCGGCCAGGGCUCCUUUCAGGAGAAGGCGUUCUGCAAAGCCAUCACCUCCAAGUCCUGCCGCAAGUUUGUGAAAAGAUUUGUGAGGACUCAGAUGUUUUCCCUCUUUAUCCAGGAAGCGGAAAGGAGCAGGAUGAUCCAAGAAGGGUAUUUCCAGCAGAAAGUAACUGAAUAUCAAGAACAAAAAAAGAAACAAAGGACAAAUUCCUGAAGUACUGUUCUGAAAGAGGGGAGCCCGGCUGGGCUUGGGCAGAUAUCUUCCUGCAGCAAUAUUCUGUCCAGACUGGGUCAGCAUCUCGCUCAAAGGCAGAGCGCCCUGUGCUUUGCUGGCUCUGAGCAUCUCUGGAAUCUUGCCCAUCCUCCAGUGAACGAUGAGAUGCCUGGUCAACCCAGAACGCCAGUUCCUUCCCAGUCUCUUCUUUCUCAGGGCAUGACUGCACAAGAAGCCUCUCUUCUAUAUCGCUAGCAAAUACGGGUGUGAUUUUUUUUUUUUCCUGGCCAACUGACACCGUGGACCAAACUGCAGUUCUUAGCCAAAGGGGAGCAAGGAGUUCCUAUUGGAAGACAAUCACGGACCUUACAUAGAAAUAGAGUGAAAUCAAGGGAGGAUUAUCUGCUUGCUGUAUAAUGGCAAAGAAUGUAGAAUAAUUGUUGAGAUAAAAUGUAUUAGUAAGAAAUAUUUUUAAUUCUUAUUAAAAAAAAAAUCUAAAUUUUCUAGCUGA